AUGGGGCCCAUGCUCCUGAGUGCCUGGCUGCUGGUGGGGAGUGCCCUCCUGUCUCCUGAGCACCACUCGCCCUCGGGGAGGCAAGGGGUCGGCCCCCCGCAGGAACAGCAUGGUCCGGGGCCCAAGGCGGCACGCGGAAAGCCCCACGGGCCGAAGGAGGACUUGGCCACAAAGGGCAAUUGUGGAAGGGCUCCCCUUAGGCAUAUGUUGGAAGGGUCUCGGAUUAUAGGGGGCGCAGAAGCUCAAGUCGGCGCUUGGCCAUGGAUAGUUAGCCUGCAGAUUCAAAGUGGCAAUCUCCUUGCUCAUAUAUGUGGGGGAAGCCUAGUGAGAGACAGGUGGGUCCUCACAGCUGCCCACUGCACUAACGAUGCUAGAGACCCUUUAAUGUGGAGAGCGGUGAUUGGAACCAAUGAUAUAUACAUGAACAGUCCACACAGCAAGAAGAUAAAAAUUACAGCAAUCAUUAUCCAUCCAGACUUCAUUAUGGAUACUUUCGUGAAUGAUAUUGCACUUUUUCACUUAAAAAAAGCUGUGAAGUAUAAUGACUAUAUUCAACCUAUUUGUCUACCUUUUGGUAUUUUCCAAAAACUAGAUCAGAACACAAAAUGUUUUAUAAGUGGCUGGGGAAGAACAAAAGAAGAAGGUAACGGAACCCAUGUUUUACAGGAAGCAGAAGUACAUUAUAUUUCUCGAAACUUAUGUAAUUCUGAGAGUGGUUAUGCAGGUGUGAUUCCUCAAACUUCCUUUUGUGCAGGUGAUGAAGAUGGAGCCUUUGACACUUGCAGGGGUGAUAGCGGUGGACCAUUAAUGUGCUACUUACCAGAAUACAAGAGGUUUUUUGUCAUGGGAAUUACCAGUUAUGGACAUGGCUGUGGCCGAAGAUAUUUUCCUGGUAUCUACUGUGGGCCAUCCUUCUACCAACAGUGGCUGACACACCAGUUCUCCCAGGCAAGCACUAAAGACACCUUUCAGAUCCUUGUUCUAUUAGGAUCUAUCAUCUUUCUAGCAGCAACAUGA
Molecule: messenger RNA, 1017 nt
Organism: Dipodomys ordii (Ord's kangaroo rat)
Lineage: Eukaryota; Metazoa; Chordata; Mammalia; Rodentia; Heteromyidae
Gene: Tmprss12
Product: transmembrane (C-terminal) protease, serine 12
Exons: 5
Coding region: 1-1017 (338 amino acids)
Biological process (GO): acrosome reaction; proteolysis
Molecular function (GO): serine-type endopeptidase activity
Source: RefSeq, a predicted model, not a curated record